Messenger RNA from Eubalaena glacialis (North Atlantic right whale), 870 nucleotides. RefSeq names its product small ribosomal subunit protein uS5-like. The transcript has a single exon. The record is from RefSeq and is a predicted model, not a curated record. Gene Ontology annotation, biological process: translation. Gene Ontology annotation, cellular component: ribosome; cytosolic small ribosomal subunit. Lineage: Eukaryota; Metazoa; Chordata; Mammalia; Artiodactyla; Balaenidae. Bases 1 to 870 code for a protein of 289 amino acids. Gene Ontology annotation, molecular function: structural constituent of ribosome; RNA binding.
AUGGUGGAUGACACCUGUGCUGUGGGAGGGCCGGGAGGGCCCGGAGGCCCUGGAAUGGGAGGCCACAGAGGCUUCGGCAGCGGCAUCCAGGGCCGGGGCCGGGGUCGUGGUCGGGGCCAGGGCCGAGGCCGCGGAGCUCACAGAGGCAAGGCCGAGGACAAGGAGUGGCUCCCCGUCACCAAGCUAGGCCGCCUGGUCAAGGACGUGAAGAUCAAGUCCCUGGAGGAGAUCUAUCUCUUUUCUCUGCCCAUCAAGGAAUCUGAGAUCACUGACAUUUUCUUGGGGUCAUCCCUCAAGGACGAGGUUUUGAAGAUCAUGCCUGUGCAAAAGCAGACCCGUGCUGGCAAGCGGACCAGGUUCAAGGCAUUUGUUGCCAUCUGGGAUUACAACGGACAUGUUGGUUUGGGUGUGACGUGCUCUAAGGAGGUAGCCACUGCCAUCUGUGCGGCCAUCAUUCUGGCCGAGUUCUCCAUCGUCCCGGUGCGACGAGGCUACUGGGGGAGCAAGAUUGGCAAGCCCCAUUCUGUCCCUUGCAAGGUGAUUGGCCACUGUGGCUCUGUGCUGGUGCGCCUCAUCCCUGCCCCCAGGGUCACUGGCAUCGUCUCAGCCCCUGUGCCCAAGAAGCUACUGAUGAUGGCUGGAAUUGACGACUGCUACACCUCUGCCAGGGACUGCACUGCCACGCUGGGCAACUUCGCCAAGGCCACUUCUAAUGCCAUUUCCAAGACCUACAGUUAUCUCACUCCUGAUCUCUGGAAAGAGACCAUGUUCACCAAGUCUCCAUAUCAGGAAUUCACUGACCAUCCUGUAAAGACCCACACCAGAGUUUCCAUGCAGAGGACCCAGGUUCCAGCUGUAGCCACCACAUAG